Molecule: messenger RNA, 4035 nt
Organism: Kickxella alabastrina
Lineage: Eukaryota; Fungi; Kickxellomycota; Kickxellomycetes; Kickxellales; Kickxellaceae
Exons: 1
Coding region: 125-3961 (1278 amino acids)
Source: RefSeq, a predicted model, not a curated record
UCGUGUUCUCAAUCAUUCGUUCGUUCGCUUUCAUUUGUCAGAAUUUCAAAAUCCCUUUUUACACCUUUAAUUUCAAACUAUAUAAUAAUUGCAAUCUGCGCUCACUCGCCAUCACACGCAGCAAAUGUCAAGACUCCCUCGGGGUCCAGCAACAACAACAACAGCAGCGGCAACGGCACUACCGGUACCUGGUUCCAUUCGCCCGCCAGCGUCUGGGAUGGCUCUACCGCGCUCGCUUGCAAACAAUGAUUUUAUGAGCGACCUGCCGGCCCUGGCCGCCCUACCUGCACUCACACAGCGAGUGCAGGCAGGUGCUCGCCGCGCAACAGUAGCCACACCCACGCCCACACUCACGCCGCCACCUGUCGAAGCCUUGGGAGCCGGUGGCCGCCCAUCUGCAAUUUCCGCGCGCAACAUGUUUGGGGGCUCGGUCAGCCCAUCGCCAGGCGCAUCCAACGCCGAUCAUACAUCAUCGCUUGUCUUUAGGACUCCGCCGCCAUCUGCUUCCAGGGAUGGCGGGCGGCUAAACUCGCUGUCCAGAUCACUUGCCCGCUCACCUACACAUGAUCUCAUUUCGCCCCAGGCAUCGGACAGCCAUGACGGCUUUGCUUCCGGGAGAACCAGCCGUGGCGGCGGCUUGCUCACACGGUCGUCUGAGCCCAUUACCUUGGGAACUCUGCGGCCGGGCUCUGACGCGCUACAUAUGCGCAAUGCGUCAUUUUCUAACGAGGGUGGCUCUGUGGCUGGACUGCGCUGCGGCGACCCUGUCUUUAUACCGCUGCAGGGUCUUCGAGGGAGGCUGCGUUACCUGGGCCCGAUCGAUGGCAAGCAGGGUACGUGGGCCGGUGUUGAGCUCGACGAGGUCGGAAAGGGAAAAAACGAUGGUACCGCGGCCGGAAAGAUUUAUUUUGCCUGCCCAAAAAGCACCGGUCUGUUUUUGGCGCCCUCAAAGGUCGAGCCUAUUUCGAGUGAACAGGCUGACUUUUCUGACAGCAACGGCGACGCCGAUGGUGAUGAGGAACAUAUGCGCUCAAUAUCAUCGGUACUCUCUACACCGACUGGCGAUGUCCGCGCGAGCCAGGAUGGCAACCAGCCUGCUACAGUAAACCGCACAGUCCGGCUUUCGACGACUUCAUCGGGCCUCCAGCAACGCACCCAGCCAAAACAGCCCGGCCGCGCACGCAUGUCGAGCGACACACAACCAUCAACAUGUCUUCCGCCUGUUGCCCGGGGCAGCAGCAACAAUGGCAGCAGCAGCGGCAGCCUGGCGUCUACCGCUCACAACCGGCGCACAACGCUGUCACGCACCACCCCAGUGACAGCUGGCAAUGCAGCGCUAGAUGCGCACGCGUCGCCCUCGCGAUCGCGCGCCCCACCCCCAGCUACUCUUGCUCGAGGCCCCAGCAGACCCCGACCCGCUUCCACAGCCAGCUCGAUCAUCAGCAAUCGCACCGCAUCGCCCCCUCUGUCGCGGCCUAACUCGCGAUCGCUUGUGCCCGCAGGCAACGACCAGCCAGCCACUGCACCUAAUGGAGCGCGGUCAACUGCUCUCGGGCGGACCCAGUCUCUCGGCGGGGACAUGCAGGCGUCUGCAUCCACUGCGGCAACCAGGCGACGGAUUAUGCCUGCCGUUUCAACCCGCCCGCCGGAAAUUGCCGCCAAGGCGCUGGGCGCUGGGGCUCGCACCAAGGCGACCGGAUCUACGGAUCCUGUCGACAGGCUCCGCCUGCGCGUUGACAUGCUAGAGGCUGAAAACAGGGUGCUGCGUUUGAAAAACGAGCAGGACAAGGCGCACUUGGCAGCCGGCCAGAUGCUUGCUCGAGAUUUGGUCAGCGUCAAUGGCCCGAUGUCGCCGCAGAUGCGGGGCCCCAUUGAUGGCACCCGCAGACUAUCUCUCCUCAGCCCAGCCGUGUCGAGCGCAGCUACUGACUUUCAAGGCAGUUCAAGCACGUCUGAACUGGGCCAGCAGCUGAGCGACACGCAUCAGCUGCUCGAGCGCGAGCGAAAGGACAGCCAGGCCCAGAUCACGUCUCUUGAGAGUCAGAUCAGCGAGCUUAGGGCCCAUAUGGCUGAAACCAACAGUGGUAACAACAACAACGUCAAUGCCAGCGACAAUGUCGAAGGGGCUCAUACCAACGAGAAAGAGCUUGUAUCAGCGGAGGCCACGCGCGAAAUCAGCGCCCGGAUUGUCGAGCUCGAAGCGCAGCUGGCCCAAGCCACCCGGGACCACGCUUCAGAGCUUGAAUCGGUGGCGGAGGCGCAGUCUGAGGUUAAUCGCACGCUUGAGCAACACUCGGCUGAUGUGGAGGCCCUGCAGGCAAGCCUGGGCGCCAAAGUCAGCGAGCUGAGCUCCCUCAGCACGCGUUUCGAUUGCGUCACUGCCGAUCUGGCCCGCGCCAACCAACUGUACGAGGAGCUAGUGUCCGAGCAACAGCAGAAGCAGGCGGAUGACUCGUCCGAGGAGUCUGAGCUAAUAGCGUCAUUGAAGAAGCAGGUUGAGAAACUGCGGCGGGACUGCUCUGGUGGCGAGGAGCGACUCGCUGCCAUGACUGAACGCCUAGAGGCUGAAACCCUUGCCCGCUCGGAGGCCGAGGCAAAGCUUGCGAGCGCGCUGCUGGACAUGGAGGGCCUGGAGAACAGGGCAUCCGACUACAACGAGAAAACCACGUUGGUGUCGCAGUGCCAUUCGUGCCUUUGCGACGUUGCGCUCUUGGCCCAGCAGCACUCUAGCGAUUCCUCUGUCGAAGAUGGCCCCGAUCAUCUUGCCGCUCUCAAUAUGGCAGAGCUUUUCUCAAUGUCCAAAGAGCGCGUGUCGCGCGUGGCGGACAGGCUGCGCGACAGCUUGGAGCGUGCCACUGCUCUGUCCGAGGGCAUCGAGUCUCGGGAUGUGCAGAUUGCCGAGCUGGUGGUCGCGCUGGAAGAGGCUAGGCGUGGAGUUUCCCAGGCCGCAAGCAAGGCUAUCACAGAUGAGGGUGGCGCCUGCAGCUCGGAGUCAGCGCCCACCGGCAACCUGCAAUCCCGGAUUGAUGAGCUCGAGUGCCAGAACAGCAAGCUUGUUGAGGAGCGCAUACAGUUCAUCCAGGACCAGGCCGUCUUCAACGACUAUUUGGAGAAGCUCGAGUCCGAGUGCAACCGCUUGGUCGAAGACAUUGAGCAGCUGACUUUUGAGAAUCAUAAGCUGACCGACGAGCUCCGCGUUUUCAGCCUUCACAACAGCACAGUGUCUCUUGACUGCUCAGCAAUAGACGCAAAGCUCGCCGGCGAGCCAGCACACACAGACGAUCACGAGUCAGCAGGUUCGGUCAAGAAGCAUACCGACAGCAGCGACCCGAGUAACCAAAAAUCGAGCCCUGCAUCUGUGUCUGCCGACGUCGAUGCCGCACAGCAAAGGCACCAGAGAGAAAUAGCCGUGCUGCAGUCGCGCCUUGCUGAUCUGGAGAACCGCAAGAGCUCCGAGAUCAAAAAGCUGCAAGACGAGAUUGGGAACCUGGAGGACCUGGUUGAGGAUAAGAUUUUCAGCGAGUCUGAGAUGAACGACAAGAUUUUGAUGCUCACAGACGAGGUCGAUCGGCUUCAGCGCGAGAUAAAGCGGAUGCGCAGCUCCGACCCUGCCACUGUGGUUUCUAGCUCAAGCAGCGCCGCAGUGUCGUCAGGCGCCGAUAGAAACGUAAAGACCUCUCGCUACGCAACCGGCGCUGGCACCAGUAGGCACAGCCCGGCGGUCUUGACUACAAACGGAGUUAUUUCUGAGGACGAUGGCGAAGACGACGAGCCCAUGUACUGCGACAUUUGUGACGUCGACACCCAUGGAAUCGCUGACUGCCCUGAGAUCACAGGUGCAUCAUCGACAACCUUCAAGCAUGAAUCCUCGAUCGACUCUUCAAGGCCAUACUGCGAUAACUGCGAACUGUUUGCUGACCACUGGACAGACGAGUGCCCGCAUGGCGACGAGAUGUUUUAAAAAGCAUUUGGUUGUAACCAAACAUUUGAUUUUGAAGUACAAAAAAGUCAUUUUGCGCGGCGUAAGAAACAACG